Pygocentrus nattereri (red-bellied piranha) is the source of this 2833-nucleotide messenger RNA. RefSeq lists its product as uncharacterized. The transcript has 6 exons. Lineage: Eukaryota; Metazoa; Chordata; Actinopteri; Characiformes; Serrasalmidae. Bases 235 to 996 code for a protein of 253 amino acids. The record is from RefSeq and is a predicted model, not a curated record.
CACAGAGCACAGUGCACAAACCACAGGAACUGACCUCUCUAGUCAGUAGGCAAAGAAUAGAUCCAGUAGACAGAGAGCAGUGCCACAGAUGAGUGUUAAAGCUGAUAUGAAAGCCUAAACUUCCUGUCCUGAGAGCAAGUAUGUAUUCAGCAGUAUCACCCAGACAGAGUCACUCUGAGAGCUGAAGACUGCAGUGGAGACUUCACAUCUGCAGAUACAGCAAAAACCCACUUAAUGGCAUCAACACGUUUACAGAAGAUCAAAGAGCUGAAGAUGAAUGAGGAUAUAUAUGUAAAUUCAGGAAUUACAGACAACACAUCAACUCAUUCAGACCACAGCAAUGAUUAUGAGGACAUCUACGCCAAUGAAGAUGAUGUCCCAGAGACGGAUGUGACCAGAAGCCAUAAAGGAACUGUGACUUCAGGAAUUACAACAGACAACAAAUCAACUCAUUCAGACGAGAGCCAUGAUUAUGAGGAUUUCGACGACAAUGAAGAUGAUGUCCCAGAGACGGGUGUGACCAGAAGCUGUAAAGGGACUGUGACCUCAGGAAUUACAACAGACAACAAAUCAACUCAUUCAGACGAGAGCCAUGAUUAUGAGGAUUUCGACGACAAUGAAGAUGAUGUCCCAGAGACGGGUGUGACCAGAAGCUGUAAAGGGACUGUGACCUCAGGAAUUACAGCAGACAACAAAUCAACUCAUUCAGACGAGAGCCAUGAUUAUGAGGAUGUCUACGACAAUAAAGAUGAUGUCCCAGAGACGAGUGUGUCCAGAAGCCGUAAAGGGACUGUGACCUCAGUUUCCAGAAUCAACAAAGCAAAGAGCAGAUACUACAGACUGGCUGCAGUGUUGCUGUUUGUUCUCCUGCUGAGUGUCAUCAUGUUGCUGUGGGUCAGGCACAACAACCUGCCUAUACAGACCAAUAAUUACAACAUGAAGAAUGAGAUGGGCCAGAAAGAAAAGCAGGUUCUGGUGGACAGGGGAACCCAAUGAUCAUGGAGGAAAAGAGGACUGUGCUAUAACUGGCUAUGAAUACACUGGAUCUGAACGUUUAUCAACCUGGGCUGAUUAUCCCUGUAAUCACCCUGCAGUUGGAAUCUGUGAGAAAAGGAUUUAGUUUAGCCUACGUGAGAGUGAACAGCAGAAAGUGGUUUUUUUGGAUACUUUUAGAAUGAUAUAUAUUUUACACUGCUGGUUUAGUCCUACAGCAUUUACCUUAUCAAUGUUUUCUAAAAGAAUAUGGAUUCAGGUGCAGCUAAGAUAGUAAACUUUGAUUCUACCUGAACUUUUGAACUUAAACAAUUGACCCUUUGCAAGUCCUGAGCUCUCAGUUACUGCCUGACAAGCUUUUGAACCCAGCAUGUUAAAUACUGACCCCCCAACACACACACACACACACACACACACACACACACACACACACACACACCCCACUGCAGCUUAGAGCUUCUUUCUUUGCUGUCUGUAGCUUAAAUGUUGUCUUAUGAUUCUCAUGUUAGCAGUGUGUAAUUACUAAGUUAAACUGUACUUUACACCAAUAAAUUCACAAAACUCAUUAUUGGCCGAUAUUAUCAGUCAAUCAACGUAUUGGUCUGGCCUUCACAAUCCGAACACUGUAUUAGCCUUGCACCCCAAAACUAAACUAAAACUAAAGCAUGUCUAGGCUGAUUGACUGCAGGAGGGAUUUAGUGGGAAACCUUUUCACAUUUGAUUUUUAAAAGAAUUCCCGCUUACAAUUUGUUAGUUAUGUAGUUCGUUAGUGCAGAGAUCUGGACACUGGAACAUAUGGCCUUGAUACGGACAAACGUAUGUGGACACCCCUGCUUAUUAAUGAAUCCAGGUGGCUGAGCCACACCCAUUGGUAACAGGUGUAUAAAAUCAAGCGCAUAGCCAUGAAAUCUCCACAUGCAGCAGACUGGGUUGUGCUGAAGAGCUCAGUGAGUGUCUUUACACUCGCAGUUAUUAAUGCGCUAACUGCAGAAAAUCAGAUUUUGUCAGUAAUUCGUUCAACAUCUGCACUUGAGUAAUCGGAUAAUAAUAAAACUCCGGAUGCGCAGAAGUCAGGGAAUAAUUUGAUUUCUGCUUUACACCCAGCCAAUAAACUCAAGAAUAAGACUGACAAACACAAAUGUUAUGCCACUGACGUUUUCAGAAAAUAUCAACAAACAUAAUCCAGAAGAUGAAUGUUAAAAUCUUUUAUUUUGUGAAGUAUAUAGUUGGUUUUAGCUUCGCUCCAAAAGUGUUUUGUUGCUAUCUUGUGGGUGCAGACGGAAAACACUGAAAGAAGGCAAAGGAAAGGUAGACGUGCUAUGGAAAACCCGAUUACUGGGCCAAAAUAUAGCUCUCUUUUUCAGAUUUGUACACUUGAUUCCUAGGCCUUUAUCUAAUCUAAGAAACUGCAGUAUACUGUUUACAUGGCCACUUGAAUAAUUAGAUAACUGCCAAAAUCUGAUUAUAUUGGAUUAUUUAGUGCAGGUUAACACUCAGUGACUUUAAACUUGGCACUGUCUUAUGAUGUCACCUUUAUGACAGUUCAGUUCUUGAAAUUUCUGCCCUGCUAGAUCUGCCCUGGUCAACUGUAAGUGAUGUUAUGGUCAAAUUGAAGCUCCAUAUUAAUGCUUGCCAAGUUCAUAGAGGUGUGAUGGUCAGAUGUCCGCAUACCUUUGGUUAUACAGUGUAGACCCAUGCAAGUGGACACAAACACGUUUUGAAUUAUACUAUGAUCCAAAAUGUCCACCAGGUGAUUCACUGCAGCAGCUAAACUCAAAGACAAACAUGUGAUCAAGAUAUGAGGAUCAAAAUUCUGCAAAUAAAAGAUGCUUCUCUAACA